This is a messenger RNA of Impatiens glandulifera, 392 nucleotides long. RefSeq names its product 11S globulin seed storage protein Ana o 2.0101-like. NCBI's taxonomy places the organism in Eukaryota, Viridiplantae, Streptophyta, Magnoliopsida, Ericales, Balsaminaceae. Bases 4 to 384 code for a protein of 126 amino acids. Gene Ontology annotation, molecular function: nutrient reservoir activity. The record is from RefSeq and is a predicted model, not a curated record. The transcript has a single exon.
GCAAUGGCUGCGCCACACUGGACCCUUAACGCCCACAACAUAAUCUACAUAUUAAGUGGGUCGGGCCGAAUUCAAGUGGUGGGUCACUCCAACCGGGCCGUCUUCAAUGGCGAAGUCCGCCAAGGGCAGAUAUUGGUCGUCCCUCAGAAUUACGCUGAAGUCAAGCUGGCGGGAAGCGAAGGAUUAGAGUGGGUGUCGUUCAAGACAAAUGACAGGGCGGUUUCAAGCCCGCUUGCUGGGAAGACUUCAGUGAUCCGGGCAAUGCCGGAGGAAGUGGUGAUGAGUGCUUUCCGCGUGUCGAGAGCCGAGGCACAUAAGCUAAAGUACAACAGGCAGGAAGUGAGGAUUUUCCCUCAGUCAAAGAGGCAAUUCGAGAGGGCUUGAAAUUGGAG